UACAGGAAGCAACAACUAACGAGGAGCAACGGACGCCACCCAAAUUGCCUCCGCUACCCGCCAACGACAUUAUCCACAAUCGACACCGCCACCUCGACGCCACCGAUCUCCUCUCCUCAUUCCGCGCGAUUCGCCCGGAGCCUCCCGCCCUGGACCUCCCUCCUCCGUCCCCGCCAUGGCGCGUUGCCCCCACGCGUGCCACCUGGCGGCCGCCGCUGCCGCCGGAGCUCCCCCCUCGCCCCUCCAGCUGCUCCACCUCUGCCCCCCGCAGCUGAAGCUGAGCCCCUGCCGGGCGGCGCUGGGCAAUCGGAGCUCCGGGAUGUUGGGGGGCGGGUUCUCGCCGCCGCUGCCGCCGCCGCGGGGGAAGGCCGGGCUCCGGCGGCGUUUCGGGUUCUGCGUCUGCGCCGAGAUUCGGAGCGCCUUCUCGCCCGGUGUGGGGUUCGACUCGCAGAAAAUUGGCUACUCUCCGGACUCGUCGCAGUUGGCAUGGGUAGGUCCUGUUCCUGGGGAUAUUGCAGAAAUCGAAGCGUACUGCAGAAUCUUCAGAGCUGCCGAGGGCCUCCAUGCUGCGCUGAUGGACACGCUGUGCAAUCCAUUGACCGGAGAAUGUGUUGUUCCUUAUGAUUUCGCGGUGGAGGAAAAACCGCUUUUGGAAGAUAAAAUUGUCUCUGUCCUAGGUUGUGUGUUAUCUCUCUUGAACAAGGGGAGAGAGGAUGUUCUUUCCGGAAGGUCUUCGAUCAUGAACUCAUUUCAGGAUGUAAGCACGAUGGAGGAUGAUCAGCUUCCUCCCCUCGCCAUGUUCAGAAGUGAGAUGAAGCGAUGUUGCGAGAGUCUCCAUGUUGCUCUUGAAAAGUUCGUGACACCGGAUGAUGACAGAAGCCUGGAUGUCUGGAGGAAAUUACAAAGGCUGAAAAAUGUCUGUUACGACUCGGGCUUUCCUCGUGGGGAUGGUGAUCCUUCUCAUCUGCUGUUUGCUAACUGGAAUCCUGUUUAUCUGUCCCCUUCCAGAGAGGACCUAGAUUCUGAGGUUGCAUUUUGGAAGGGUGGUCAGGUGACUGAUGAGGGUCUAAAAUGGUUAAUUGAGAAUGGAUUCAAAACUAUUGUUGAUCUAAGGGCAGAGACGAUAAAGGAUAACCUUUAUCAAUUGGCCUUAGAUGAGGCUAUUUCAUCUGGGAACAUCGAACUGAUCAAAAUUCCAGUUGAAGUAGGGACUGCACCUACGAUGGAUCAGGUGGAAAAAUUUGCAUCGGUGCUAUCAGAUUGCAGCAAAAGGCCUAUUUAUCUCCACAGUAAAGAAGGGGCUCGGAGAACUUCUGCUAUGAUUUCUAGAUGGAGACAGUACAUGAGCCGAUUUGAGGCCAAUUCCGCCUCUGCUAAGGAUGUGGCUGCAGAAGCAACGAACGGCAGUGCAGAUUAUCAUGAAUCUCUCGUGGGUGAAGAGGGAAUAUUCGUUGGAAAUGAAGAUAAAUCAUUGAGGAAAAGCUUGGAAAUGGCGUACAGUUCCAAUGGAGCUUCUCAUGGGAAACUCCCUCCAAAUGGGGAUAGUAGCAAAGAGGACAUCAAUGGGACAUAUGGUCCUCUCUGUUCUAGCGACACUGUGAAAUCAUUAGACACAGACAUUAAACGGGCAGAAUCUUCUAACAACUCAUUCAUUAACAUCAAUCCUCUUAAGUCUCAAUUCCCUCCUUCCAACAUAUUCUCUAAACCGGAGAUGUCGAGGUUCCUCAAUAGCAAAAGGAUCUCACCUCCUACUUAUUUCAUUAAUCAGCCGAAGAAGCUGAUAACAACCCCAGCUUUGAGUGAAGCACUUGAUCAGAGAGCCCAGAAAGACCAAUAUGCUAGGGGAAGUCCAGUGUCGAGUUUUGCAAAUUCAGGAAGUCCCAAUGGUUCCCUUAAUGGCAAGAGCCCCUCCCAAAAGCCCCAGAAAGCACCGGCUUAUGACAGGAUGAGUGCCAUAGACGAUGAUUUAGAUUCUACUGGCCCGUCUUUUGUGUAUACCACUGUUCGUGUGAAAAAUAAUGUAGACGAGAAUCUUAUGACUGAAACUAUUGUGAAGGAUCGCAAAAGAACUGCUGAAUCAUCCUCAGUUAAUGGCGAUAAUGGCACGGAAGUUGAGGGAAACAUGUGUGCUUCGGCCACUGGUGUUGUACGGGUGCAGUCAAGAAAGAAAGCGGAGAUGUUUUUAGUUCGUACAGAUGGUUUCUCUUGUGCCAGAGAGAAAGUUACUGAAUCUUCGUUGGCAUUUACUCACCCUAGUACGCAGCAACAGAUGCUCAUGUGGAAAACUAACCCAAAAACUGUUCUGUUACUGAAAAAGCUGGGUCCAGAGCUCAUGGAAGAAGCUCAAGAGGUCGCAUCCUUCUUGUAUUACCAAGAGAAGAUGAAUGUCCUCGUUGAACCUGAUGUGCACGACGUAUUUGCUAGAAUCCCGGGUUUUGGGUUUGUUCAGACAUUUUAUAGUCAAGAUACCAGUGAUCUGCAUGAGAGGGUUGAUUUUGUGGCUUGCUUGGGAGGAGAUGGAGUAAUAUUACAUGCAUCAAACUUAUUCAGGGAUGCUGUCCCCCCUGUCGUAUCCUUCAAUCUUGGGUCUCUUGGAUUUCUCACAUCCCACAAGUUUGAUGAUUAUAGACAGGAUAUGAGGCAGCUCAUACAUGGGAAUAAUACAGUUGAUGGUGUUUAUAUAACUCUUAGAAUGCGUCUGCGCUGUGAAAUCUUCCGAAACGGGAAAGCCAUGCCUGGCAAAGUAUUUGAUGUUCUAAAUGAGGUUGUUGUUGAUCGGGGUUCUAAUCCAUACCUUUCAAAGAUAGAAUGUUAUGAACAUGAUCGGCUUAUUACAAAGGUGCAAGGAGAUGGUGUCAUUGUAGCCACACCCACAGGAAGUACAGCUUAUUCAACUGCUGCAGGAGGUUCUAUGGUGCAUCCAAGUGUUCCUUGCAUGUUGUUUACUCCAAUCUGCCCACACUCUCUUUCUUUCAGGCCUGUCAUACUUCCUGACUCUGCUAGGCUUGAGUUAAAGAUUCCUGAAGAUGCGCGAAGCAAUGCAUGGGUUUCUUUUGAUGGGAAGAGAAGGCAGCAACUCUCGAGAGGAGACUCCGUUCGAAUAUCUAUGAGCCAGCAUCCACUCCCGACGGUCAACAAGUGCGACCAGACCGGCGACUGGUUCCGUAGCUUAAUAAGAUGCUUGAAUUGGAAUGAGAGGCUUGAUCAGAAAGCUCUAUGAAGCUUUCGAAAGCCCUAUGAAGCUUUCGAAAGCCCUAUGAAGCUUUCGAAAGCCAGGAGAAAGUUGCUACAUUCAAGACCCAUCGAGUCUGGUUAAUGUACAUAUCUGUACAGUAUAUAAGUCCAACAGGUAAUACAAAAUCCCACUUACCAAAGCUGCAUACCAUAUGGGCUGCCCAUGGAACUGGGGUGCCAUUCUCCAUUCUCUUUUCCUCAUUUUCCUUUUCAAUUUUUUUAUGGGUAUUGAUUUGGUGUAUAAAAAUAAUUUUUUGAGGGAAUGAAGGUCUAACCCGUUGGUUUCUUCUA
Eucalyptus grandis is the source of this 3525-nucleotide messenger RNA. Its product is annotated as NAD kinase 2, chloroplastic. NCBI's taxonomy places the organism in Eukaryota, Viridiplantae, Streptophyta, Magnoliopsida, Myrtales, Myrtaceae. Bases 176 to 3220 code for a protein of 1014 amino acids. The transcript has 8 exons. The record is from RefSeq and is a predicted model, not a curated record. Gene Ontology annotation, biological process: NAD+ metabolic process; NADP+ biosynthetic process. Gene Ontology annotation, molecular function: NAD+ kinase activity.